GUCUUUGUUGAUUGUCAUAAUAGAAAAUAAAUUAAGAAAAUGAUACAAACAAAUCGUUUGUUAAUAAAAAUAGAUUAGUAUUUGAAACUUUUAUCAGGUUGAUAUUCUAUACAUUCGUUACCUUGGUACUAAUUUCGUGACAUAUUCAAAGUUUAUAAAUAAAUCUUUCAAUAGAGGUACCAAAAAAUGAAAACUGCAUCAGUAGAUUUAGAUAAAAACCUCAAGUCUUGUAGGAUUUGUUUAACUCCAAAAAACAAUAUGAGUUGUUUAUUUAAUGGAAAGUUUCUAGAUAAUAUACAAUAUUGUACAGGAAUUAGGAUAAUAAAAGAGACCAGACUGCCGAACCAAAUAUGUAGAAGCUGUCAAAACAGCUUGAAACUAGCUCAUAAGUUCAAAAAAAUGUGCAUUCUCACUGAACAAAUAUGUAAAAAUCUGUUAAAGAAUAAAAUUAAGGAUGAACCUGACGAGUCCAAACAAACUGUUAAAAUUGAAAUUGACAACUGUGAUAAUAAUGGAGAUGAAGUAGAACAUAACAAGAAUAUAAAAAAGGACCAAUUAAAAGAAAAUUUUGAUAUUCUUGAGGAAUAUAUUAAUGACAAUAGCUUAAGUGACCUUGUGUCUGAAGACAAUAUAACAGAGGAUUUUAAUGUUGAUUCUGUGAACGAAAAUAAAUUUAAUAACAGUUUUCAUGAUGCUGACAAAUCAACUUAUGAUUGCCAGGAAUUACCCAUUGUCAAAAAGGAGAAAUGUGAUUAUGAACCAAGUGAAUACUUACCAAUUGAAUAUGAUGGUUUGGAAAUCAAAAAUAUUUCAGAAAUAUCACAUACAGAGGCUAAACACAGGACAACCAAGAAAAAACAAGUGGUUAAAAAACGUGGUCCGUACAAAAAGAAGGGCACCGUCCCAGCUCGGAGGAAGAAGUUCAAGUUCAUAAAGCUGUUCUGCGAGAGCUGCCAGCUCAAGUUUGGGAGCAAGGAGGAGGCAGCUCAGCACCGGGAGACAGUCCACAAGGAGGCUUGGUCGUUUAUGUGCGAGGUAUGCGGCAAGUUGUUCGUCCAUCGAGGCUCGCACUACACGCACCUGCGCACGCACCGGCCGCCCACGCACGCGUGCACGCACUGCGACUACCGCACCAACAACAAGUACGACCUGGCCAAGCACCUGCUCAUACACGCCGGUGAGUCGACGCGUGCGUGCGUGCGUGCGUGUCACACUGUCAGUACACCGCGGCUCGCACUACACGCACCUGCGCACGCACCGGCCGCCCACGCACGCGUGCACGCACUGCGACUACCGCACCAACAACAAGUACGACCUGGCCAAGCACCUGCUCAUACACGCCGCCGCGGCUCGCACUACACGCACCUGCGCACGCACCGGCCGCCCACGCACGCGUGCACGCACUGCGACUACCGCACCAACAACAAGUACGACCUGGCCAAGCACCUGCUCAUACACGCCGGUGAGUCGACGCGUGCGUGCGUGCGUGCGUGCGUGCGUGUCACACUGUCAGUACACCGCGGCUCGCACUACACGCACCUGCGCACGCACCGGCCGCCCACGCACGCGUGCACGCACUGCGACUACCGCACCAACAACAAGUACGACCUGGCCAAGCACCUGCUCAUACACGCCGGUGAGUCGACGCGUGCGUGCGUGCGUGCGUGCGUGCGUGUCACACUGUCAGUACACCGCGGCUCGCACUACAGGCACCUGCGCACGCACCGGCCGCCCACGCACGCGUGCACGCACUGCGACUACCGCACCAACAACAAGUACGACCUGGCCAAGCACCUGCUCAUACACGCCGUACACCGCGGCUCGCACUACACGCACCUGCGCACGCACCGGCCGCCCACGCACGCGUGCACGCACUGCGACUACCGCACCAACAACAAGUACGACCUGGCCAAGCACCUGCUCAUACACGCCGGUGAGUCGACGCGUGCGUGCGUGCGUGCGUGCGUGCGUGUCACACUGUCAGUACACCGCGGCUCGCACUACACGCACCUGCGCACGCACCGGCCGCCCACGCACGCGUGCACGCACUGCGACUACCGCACCAACAACAAGUACGACCUGGCCAAGCACCUGCUCAUACACGCCGUACACCGCGGCUCGCACUACACGCACCUGCGCACGCACCGGCCGCCCACGCACGCGUGCACGCACUGCGACUACCGCACCAACAACAAGUACGACCUGGCCAAGCACCUGCUCAUACACGCCGUCGACGCGUGCGUGCGUGCGUGCGUGCGUGUCACACUGUCAGUACACCGCGGCUCGCACUACACGCACCUGCGCACGCACCGGCCGCCCACGCACGCGUGCACGCACUGCGACUACCGCACCAACAACAAGUACGACCUGGCCAAGCACCUGCUCAUACACGCCGGUGAGUCGACGCGUGCGUGCGUGCGUGCGCGCGUGUCACACUGUCAGUACACCGCGGCUCGCACUACACGCACCUGCGCACGCACCGGCCGCCCACGCACGCGUGCACGCACUGCGACUACCGCACCAACAACAAGCAUCAAGAAGUGGCAGUGCGCGCGCUGCCCCAACAGCUACCACACCGCGUCCAACCUGCGCGAGCACGAGCGCAGCGUGCACGAGCGGCUGCGGCGGCACGCGUGCGGCGCGUGCGGCAAGGCGUUCUCCGACCGCACGCACCUGCGCCGGCACCAGGACUCGCACGACCGCGUCAAACGAUUCGAGUGCGACGUGUGUCGAACCGGCUUCAGUCGGCGUUGCCACUGGAAGAAGCACUUAUUGAAGCAGCACAACAUCGUGGUACCUCCGAAGCGGCCCGGCAGGCGCGCCGGACAAACCGCUGAGGAACCCAUAAAGACGUCAGCACUGCUCAGCGCACAAACCGAUCACGUUAAACCCGAUUAACGCCACGCCACGAAUCGUUAAGCCACGCCACGAACGGUUAAACACGCUACAUCACGCGCCAUUUUAGGCAACAAAACAGUCCCCAACUGGGUACACCUCGCCACGACACGACGACGGUACGCCACGACACGUUAACACAACGCUAUGUCUCAUUCCAAACACUACAUAACUCUACAAAAAUCCACAUUACUCAAUUUACUUAUUCAAAUUUACUUUCUAGCUAUUAGUAGGGGACGUAAAAUUAAAAACUGCAGUUUCUAAAAAGUCGAUGGUUUUAGUUACAGUGUCUUGUCAUGAUACAGUGCUAGGUAGAACUUAUUUAGAUACACACACAUAAUUCAGGCAUCGCUGUCAUUAGAAGCAGCUGUUGAAACAGCACAACAUAGUGGUACCGUUGAGGAGCCCAUAAAGACUUCUGCGUUACUCAGCGUACAAACCGAUCAUGUUAAACCCGAUUAACGCCACGCCACGAAUCGUUAACCCACGACAUGAUAUAUUAACGCCACGUCAAGCGCCACUCCAGGCAACAAAACACUUACCCGCUCGUUACUACUCGCCACGACACGACAACGCCACGACACGUUAACACAACGCUAUGUGUCAUUCCAAGUCACUAUAUGGCGCCAAAAUACUCCACAUUACGUCAUGACACGACAACGCCACGUUAUAUGUCAUUCCAAGUUACUACAUGACGUCACAACACUCUUCAUUAAGCCAAGACACGAAAACGGACAACGCUAUGCCACGACUCGUCAAAGCAACGCCAUGUGCCAUCCCAAGUCACAAUCCACUUAUUACGCCGAGGGGUCUGCAGGCUCCACAAAUUUAUACAGAUUAGAUAGUUCACUAAUGAAACUCUACAUUAUCAGCGGGUCGCAUUUAUCCCCGUACUCCCACAGGAAUGGAAUCAACGCGGAUGAAACCGCGGGUUAUAUACUAUGGAGUUUAAUAAAUGUAUGUAAAAAGUUGAGAAAUUAAGUGUCUAUGAAUAAAAAGGUUGUACUGUACUUUGUUUUAUUUUAAAAUAGUUAUUUAUUAAAAUUAAAUACAAAAUGUUGAUGCAUAUAUUAUCUACAAAUUAAUAAAUAAGUGUUUAUAUGAAAGGUG
Messenger RNA from Bicyclus anynana (squinting bush brown), 4005 nucleotides. RefSeq names its product zinc finger protein 271-like. Gene Ontology annotation, biological process: regulation of transcription by RNA polymerase II. The transcript is spliced from 11 exons. Lineage: Eukaryota; Metazoa; Arthropoda; Insecta; Lepidoptera; Nymphalidae. Gene Ontology annotation, cellular component: nucleus. The coding region runs from base 187 to 2898 and encodes 903 amino acids. The record is from RefSeq and is a predicted model, not a curated record. Gene Ontology annotation, molecular function: RNA polymerase II transcription regulatory region sequence-specific DNA binding; zinc ion binding; DNA-binding transcription factor activity, RNA polymerase II-specific.